AUGAUUCUUGUGUAUUAUGGCUGGUGGCAAUGGACACGAUUUAUUUCAAGUGCAGAUUUGACAGUAUUGACUAGUCCCAGAAAACAAUGCCUGGAUGAUGGUGUGGUUAACAACAGCACUGUGUUGCUGCCAUCUUAUGUGUCGUUGCCCAUGUACUUUGCCAUGACGCACAUUGUUAGAUGCACUGGGGAUGCUUGUUGCAGUGCUGUGGACACGAAUUGCACUAUACUGUGCUGCAUUAUGUUGCAUUGUUGUGCACCGGCACCAAAUGAUGCAACAGUGUGGUUGCACUUCGUAGAGGCAUACUGUGCUUUGCAAGUCAGGUGUACUGCUGUGCAUGCCAUCCAGGUCAGCACUGUGGAGUAUUGGCACUGCAUAUUGAGGGAGAUGGCAGAGGCAGGUCAAGGAGGAACUGAAGAGAAUCCGCCACGCCAGGAGGGCAAGGCCCAG
Messenger RNA from Ostreobium quekettii, 450 nucleotides. NCBI's taxonomy places the organism in Eukaryota, Viridiplantae, Chlorophyta, Ulvophyceae, Bryopsidales, Ostreobiaceae. The record is from the annotation of a GenBank genome assembly.